AUGGCGGAAGCGGAAGGGCAGCUCGCGGCCUGCUGGGGGAAGCAGGACGACGAGUGGAGGAAAGGCCCGUGGACAACCCAGGAGGACAAGCUGCUCCUCGACCAUGUCGCCCAGCACGGCGAAGGGAGGUGGAACUCCGUCUCCAAGCUCACAGGUCUCAAGAGAAGUGGCAAGAGUUGCAGGCUGCGGUGGGUUAACUACCUCAGACCUGAUCUAAAGAGAGGCAAGAUGACACCCCAAGAGGAGAGCACCAUAGUCCAGCUCCACUCCUUGUGGGGGAACAGGUGGUCGACGAUUGCACGCAGCCUCCCGGGGAGGACGGACAACGAGAUCAAGAACUACUGGAGGACGCACUACAAGAAGGGCAAGCCGUCCAAGAACAUCGAGCGCGCCAGGGCUCGGUUCCUGAUGCAGCGGCGUGAGAUGCAGCAGCAGCAGCAGCAGCAGCAACAGAAGCUGCUACUUGGGCAGGGCAAGGACGCCGAGCUCGCCAGCGCCACUGCCGAGGACGACGUCGACGAGAAGAUGACCGGCAACGUAGGCCCGGCAGCGACGGCGCUGGCUGACCACGGCCACGAGGAGCUGAUCAUGCAGGACGUCUUGGACUUCCUGUGCCCCAUGUCCUGCGCCCUCCUCCACAGCGCCGGGCAGAGCGGCAGCUGCGGCGCCUCCACGAGCGAGGAGUAUGGGUCGACCGAGGAUGACGGCGCCACGUGGGGAAGCCUGUGGAACCUCGAAGACGUGGCCCAUGACGGCGACGGUGGGGCAUGCGCGCUGUGGUAG
This is a messenger RNA of Triticum turgidum subsp. durum (durum wheat), 783 nucleotides long. The record is from the annotation of a GenBank genome assembly. NCBI's taxonomy places the organism in Eukaryota, Viridiplantae, Streptophyta, Magnoliopsida, Poales, Poaceae.